Sinocyclocheilus anshuiensis is the source of this 8000-nucleotide messenger RNA. Its product is annotated as stabilin-2-like. NCBI's taxonomy places the organism in Eukaryota, Metazoa, Chordata, Actinopteri, Cypriniformes, Cyprinidae. Gene Ontology annotation, molecular function: hyaluronic acid binding; calcium ion binding. Bases 1 to 7485 code for a protein of 2494 amino acids. Gene Ontology annotation, biological process: cell adhesion. The record is from RefSeq and is a predicted model, not a curated record. The transcript is spliced from 66 exons.
AUGAAGCUCUUCUUAAACUCAAUCUGUGGAGGUCUGAUCCUACUGCUGGGGACUGAGAUACUCUGUACAGCUGGUGCAGCAUCGCAGAACCGCUGUGAUCAGAACAUCCAGGUGGUGACUACAUCAAGGUGUCAUUCCUGCUCCUUGACGCCUUUAGUAAAAUGUCCUGAUGGCUACACCAAGAGGCAGCCAGAGAAAAGUGCAAAGGACUGCAGGUAUCACAUCACAUUAGCUUUGUCUGUCACGGGCUGUUCGUUCGAGUGUUACAAAGACACGGUGGAGCCCAAGUGCUGUCCAGGUUACUGGGGCAAUGACUGCAUUGAAUGUCCAGGAUCAGCAGCGAUACCCUGCAGCAAUAAUGGAGCCUGCUCGGAUGGUAUAACGGGUAAUGGGACUUGCACAUGUGCACCAGGUUUUAAGGGAACAGCUUGUGAGGAUUGUAAAGCAAACUUAUAUGGACACAAGUGCAGUAACGUGUGUAGUUGCAAGAAUGGCAUAUGUGACAGUGGUGUGAAGGGCACAGGACAGUGCACAUGUCUGUCUGGGUACACUGGCAUAGACUGCGAUCGAGAGCUCCCAGCAUGUGCUACUUUGCGGUGUGGGCCGAAUUCUCGUUGUAUUGAGGACAUGUCCACAGGGCAGCUUCUGUGCAUGUGCAAACCUGGUUAUCAAGGUGAUGGAACCCAGUGUACAUCAAUUAACCCCUGCUUGAGAGGCGUGUGCCAUGCAAACGCAGUGUGUGAACAUACAGGACCGAACCAGCAUGUCUGCACAUGUACAGAAGGCUACAGUGGAGAUGGCCGUGUCUGCAUGCCCAUAGACCCUUGCCAGACGAACCUGGGCAACUGCACAUCUGGCUCUACACGCUGUGUGUAUGAUGGUCCUGGAAAGUCUCACUGUGAGUGUUUGGAGGGAUUUGAGAAGUUUGUUGAAGGAAAGGGCUGCAGUGUAAAAGAUGUGUGCAAACCAGACUCCUGCCAUAAAUAUGCCACCUGUGCCACAGUGGAACCAGGAACAGUCGACUGUAAGUGCCGUGAAGGUUACAUUGGAAAUGGGAAAAUAUGCUUUGGGAACAUAAUUCAGCAGUUGCAGGACUUAAAUUCAAAGCCAGGAGGAGAGUGGACGGGUCAGCUCUCCAGUGCCAUUACACUGUUCAAUAAACUCAUGUCAUGGCCUUUGACCUCCCUUGGACCGUUUACAGUGUUUGUACCAGUGAACAAGGCUUUUAAGGGCACAUCUGUGAAAACCCUGCUGGCUAAUGAGAUGAGAGCUCGCUAUCUUGCUAAGCUGCACAUGGUUGCGGGAGAGGUGAACUCUGACUCGCUGAAGAAGGGAAUCCUCUACUACACUCUGACUGGCAUGGCUGCCGAAUCAAUGACAGAUGCAGAGCAGAUAAAAAUCCGUCUCCAUGGCAGCCGUAAGAAAGGAACUCUUGUGGAGACAGAUAUCUUUGCCUCAAAUGGAAUCAUCCAUUUGGUUGAUAAGCUGAUGGAUGCAGUUCCUUCCACUGUAAUAAGCGAGAAAGAGGAAAACCUGUUGCAGAUUCUCUCAGGAAAUGGAAAAUUCUCUCAGUUUAAGUCUCUGCUUGAGGGUAAGACAAAACUACUUGAACUGAUGCGCAAUCACAUAGUGUCCACUUCUCAGCUGAGUGCCAGCUUCAUUGUGUCGAAUCCUCGUGCUGUGACCAUGGCCGACCAGGUGCUGACAUUUAAUGUAACGAGUGCUGGGCAGAUCCUGGUCAAUGGGGAGUCGGUUCUGGAACUGGAUGUUGAAGCGAAGAAUGGCCGUCUUCAUUCACUGGAGGGGCUUCUAAUCCCUCCGUCCAUAGAACCCAUCAUACCUCAGAGGUGUGACAUCAAAGAAACCAAUAUUUAUAAGGAUUCAUGUGUUAGCUGUACACUUGUCUCCAAAUCUACCUGUCCAACUGGUGAAUCACUGGAUAUAUUCACCAGAGGCUGUGUAUUCAAAAAGGAGACUUUUGGCAUAAGCAUACCCACCCUUGGCUGUUCCCUCUUAUGCAAUGAAACAAAGACUACCCCUCGUUGCUGUAAAGGCUUUUUUGGACCAGACUGUUCCCCAUGCCCGGGUGGUUUCACCGCCCCCUGUUCCUCUCAUGGGACGUGCUCAGAGGGCAUCAAUGGAAACGGCACAUGCCAGUGUGAGCCCAAUUUCAAAGGAUCACGGUGCCAAUACUGUUCCGACUCCAACAAAUAUGGCCCGUUCUGUGACAAAACCUGUGGAUGCAUACACGGCGUGUGUGAUCACCGUCCAGAGGCCAGCGGUAAAUGCAAGCAGGGCUCCUGUAAAGAAGGUUAUACCGGAGAGUUCUGCGAGCAGCAGACCCAGCUGUGUGGGCCCAACCAGCCCUGCCAUGCUCAUGCUAACUGUGUGUCCAAUAAAGGAGCAUUCACGUGUGUGUGUAAGCCUGGUUUCCAAGGGGAUGGAUACAUGUGCGUGGAAAGCGAUCCUUGUGCUUUGCCACAUCGUGGAGGUUGCAGCAUCAAUGCCAAAUGCAUAAAGACUGGUCCAGGCACACACACGUGCCAGUGUCUGAGCGGAUGGAGAGAGGAUGGAGAUGAGUGCCAGGCCAUCAAUAACUGUCUGGAUCCAUCCAGAGGAGGGUGUCACCCCAAUGCCACCUGCAUCUAUGUAGGCCCAGGACAGAGUGACUGUGCUUGCAAAAAUGGUUACCACGGCAAUGGGAGGGAUUGUGAACCUGUCAAUCAGUGUGUGGAGCAGAAGGGUGGAUGUCAUUUCCUGGCCACCUGCCAGUUCCUGAACCCUGGUGGAUGGCAUUGUGUGUGUGAGGACGGUUAUGCUGGUGAUGGAAAAAUCUGUUAUGGAACCCUAGCACAGGAGGUGGCAACAAACCCAAAUCUUCUAGAAUUCAACCUCUGGAUAUUGCGAGCGGAUCUUUCUCAACUGCUGUCAGAGACAGAAAAUUACACACUCUUCGUCCCAUCGGCUCAGGCCACAGAGAAACUGAGUCAAGAAGACAAAGACUUCUGGAUGACCCGCAGUAACCUUCCAAGUCUCAUCAAAAGUCACAUUGUUUAUGGGAUAUAUGCCCUCAGUGAUCUCCGUGCAUCCCCUUCCCCACGACUGCUUUCCCUUUUAAAAAGGACACUUCCUGUUUACUCAACCAAUGAUACCACUAUUGUCGCAGGAGGAAAAAUAACUUAUGGAGAUAUGGCAGCAAAGAAUGGAGUUAUCCAUUUUAUUGACAAAGUGUUGAUGCCUGAGCAACAGAUGAGUGAAGGUUUACUGGAAGUAUUGAGUCAGAGGGCUGAUCUCACUCUCUUCCACAGCUCUCUCUUGAAACACAACCUGACUGAUGAAAUGGAGGAGUCUUCGGGCUUUACUGUGUUUGCUCCAACAGACAGCGCGAUCCGAGAAUACCUCAGUAGAACGGGCAAGGAGUCAAUGGAUUUGAAUGUGACCCAGUAUCACAUUAUAAUAAAUGAGACUCUAAAAGAUGGAGAUUUGGUGGAUGGACUGUAUAAAGAUACCAUGCUUGGCUUUUCGUACCAACUGAGAAUUUUCCGGCAAGAUAAGAAAUUGCUUGUAAAUGAGGCUGAGGUGAAUGUGACUGAUAUAGAGACCAGUAAAGGUGUGAUCCACACCGUGUCUGCAGUCCUGAGCAUUCCCAACAACCGCUGUGACAGAGCUACCACCAAAAUUAUCACGGGACGCUGCAUGGACUGUUUCCACCCAUCUGAGAACCCUUGCCCUUCAGGAACAAAAAGACGGAUGAGCCGAAAGAAAAGAUGCAUUUAUAGUCGAGUAUACCUUGGAGAGACACUGCUGACCAUCGGAUGCAAAGUUUCUUGUGAGAAAGUCAACAUUGAAAGAAAGUGUUGUGCGGGUUAUUAUGGUAUUAACUGCGAGAAGUGUCCGGGGCCAGAAGGUCAGUCCUGUUUUGCCAAUGGUGUGUGUGUAGAUGGGAUCAAUGGCACAGGCAUCUGUCAGUGUAACCAGGGGUUUAACGGCACCGCGUGUGAGACUUGCCAAGCUGGAAAAUAUGGAAUUCACUGUGAUCAAGAGUGUAAGUGUGUCAACGGACGCUGCAAAGACGGUGUGGAUGGAGACGGCAGCUGUAUGUGUGAUCUGGGCUGGAGAGGAAUAAACUGCAACGUUGCUAUUACAUCAGAUAUGUGCAGAGGAAAAUGCCACAGUAGUGCCAACUGCUUGCUGAACGUGGUGGACAGUAAAUACUACUGUAGUUGUGCUGCAGGAUUUAAGGGCAACGGCACAUAUUGCACAGCGGUGGACGCAUGUGCAGAGAAUAACGGUGGCUGCUCGGUCCACGCCGUGUGCAAGCGAACUCUCCCAGGACGGAGAAUAUGCGUGUGCCACCCGGGUUAUGCAGGCGAUGGAAAAGUAUGCAUUUCCAUCAAUCCAUGCCUGGAUGGUAAUAAUGGGGGAUGCCAUGCAGAUGGUGACUGCAUUCAUACAGGCCCUAAUAAGACAGCGUGCAUUUGCAAACUAGGCUUUUCUGGGGAUGGAAAGCAAUGUGAAGCCAUCAAUGUCUGUCUUGAGAAAAGUGGAGGAUGUCACAGGUAUGCCCAAUGUACCAUGACAGGACCCCUGGAGAGGAACUGCACUUGUAGGCCUGGCUUUAUUGGAGAUGGAGAAACUUGCAAAGGCACCCUGAAAAGAUUACAGCGAAAUAAUAUUCCUGAACUUGGAAAUCGUGGCCCCUUCACAGUCUUUGCACCUAAUGCAGAUGCUUACAACAAACCAGAGGUUAAGGACAUUGUAAAACGGACUCCUAUGGAAAUUAAAAUCCUGAGGUACCACAUUGUGGCCUGCCGUGCCCUCCUCCCAGAAGACCUUAUGCAGCCUCGUAACCUGACCACACUUACUGGUGACAUCCUCACCAUUACAUACUCUGAGGAUACUAUAUACAUCAAUAACAAAGCCAAAGUGGUGUUCAGUGAUCUGGAAAGUAGCAAUGGGAUUUUCCAUGAGAUUGACACUGUUCUAGUGCCCCCUGGUUUUCAGAUUCAGAAAGACAGAGAACAAGACAGCACACCACGUAAUCUCUCAGAUGUGGUCAGUUUCCAUGGCUUCAAGACAUUCUACAAGCUUCUAGAGGACACAGAUACGUUGAAGUUGGUGAUGGAUCCAAUUCAUCAGCCUGUCACCCUGUUCCUGCCCACGGAUGCUGCAAUGGCCGCCCUGGCCCAAGAGCAAAAAGACUUCCUGUAUGCGAUGCAUAACCGUGAUCAGCUAGCUGAGUAUCUUAGAUACCACAUCGUGCGUGACAGCAAGCUCUUGCCCUCAGAGCUUAUCCAUGCCAGCUCUUUAAAGACUCAACAGGGCUCAGAUCUGUCAGUGGCCUGCAUGGGGGAAGAGCAUAUCGGGGAGCUUUAUGUGAACCAUAAAAGCUGUUGGAUUAUAAAGAGAAACCUUGAUUUCAAUGGAGGAAUGAUUUAUGGCAUUGACUGUCUGCUUAAUCCUCCAAGUGUCGGGGGGCGCUGUGACUAUAAGCACACCAUUGAUUUCACUUUGGCUUGCAGGUAUUGUGGUCGUGCUAUUUUGGAUUGCCCGCUUGGAAGCAAGCCAAAGUCAGAACAAAAGUGUGUCCGUCCGAAUUCACUGCUGUCUAGGGAUUCAGGAUGUCAAUCAACAUGUACAGUGGUCAUAUGGAAGCCCAAGUGCUGUUCCGGGUACUACGGCAGGGACUGUCUUGCAUGUCCUGGGGGUCCAGGAUCCCCUUGCCGUGACCAUGGUAAGUGUGACGAGGAUCAUCUAGGCAAUGGCACAUGCACUUGUGAUGCUGGAUUCACAGGUGUAGCCUGUGAGCUGUGUGUGGAUGGCCAUUUUGGACCUGAUUGCAAAGCCUGCAACUGCACAGAACAUGGAUCGUGUGAUGAGGGUCCUAAAGGUACCGGUUCGUGUUUUUGUGAAGAGGGCUGGACUGGUCUGCGAUGUGAGAACAAACUAGCCGAUGGUCUUGUUUGCAAUCCGGCUUGCCAUGAGAAGGGCGUCUGCAUGGAGAACAACACCUGUGUCUGUAAACCCUUCUAUGAAGGAGACGGUAUCACCUGCACAGCGGCCAAUAUGUGCAAGUACUGGAAUGGCGGCUGUUCUAAGGAUGCUCAGUGUAGUCAGAAGGGGGAGAAGGUGAGCUGCAUGUGUCUCAAAGGUUUCUCUGGCGAUGGCUUUGUGUGCACACCGGUUGACCCCUGUGCUGAUGGUGAAAACAGCGGGUGUCACGAACACGCUACCUGCACCAUGACCGGAGCUGGAAAGAGGAAGUGUGAGUGUAAAGACAACUAUAUUGGCGAUGGGAUUGAUUGUGAAGCAAAGCAGCUGCCAGUCAAUCGCUGUCUACAAGAUAAUGGACAGUGCCAUUCAGAUGCUCAGUGCACAGACUUGCACUAUGAGGAUAAAACAUUGGGAGUUUUUCAUUAUCGCUCAUCAAAGGGAACAUACAAACUCAACUAUACAAUGGCGCAGGAGGCCUGCAAAGAAACAGAAGGCACUAUCGCUACUUACGCACAGCUGUCCUAUGCCCAGCAGGCUGGUUAUAACUUGUGCGCAGCAGGCUGGCUUGACAAAGCGAGGGUAGCGUAUCCUAUGAGCUUCUCUAACCCUAAAUGUGGCUCUGGACACGUGGGGAUUGUGGACUAUGGUGUCCGCAAUAACUUGAGUGAGAUGUGGGACACAUUCUGUUAUAGAGUGAAAGAUGUGAAGUGUGAGUGUAAAACUGGCUACAUUGGUGACGGAUACUCCUGUACAGGAAACUUGCUGCAGGUUCUCUCAGCUAGACCAACCCUGUCUAACUUCCUGGCCCAAAUCCUGAAUUACUCAACUUCAGCAUCAGGAAAGGAGUUUGUGAAUCGCCUAAGUAACAUCACUAUCCAGUCCACUCUCUUUGUACCUGAUAAUGAUGGUCUCUUUAGCAAUCAGACUUUGAGCGGCAGAGACAUAGAGCACCACCUACUGGAUGGGAGGGCUUUAGUACUGCAGGCUCUUAUUAACAUCACUCAUGUCCGGACACGACUGGGACACAGCCUGACCAUCACGGGUGUGCCUGAUCUCCAGAACCCUCAAAUAAUGACCUCCUUGGGAUACAUCAACGACCGUUAUGUCAUAGACUCCGACAUUUUGGCAUCCAAUGGGAUCAUCCAUGUUCUGCAGGGCCCAUUGAAAGCACCUCCCCCUCCACCUCCAUCCAUCCACCCGGCUCAUAAGGCUGGGAUGGGCAUCGGCAUCCUGGGGCUCAUCAUCCUCAUCGUAGCAGCUGGAUUUGUGGGAUACAAUUUCUACACACAUAAAACAAAGCCAUUCCAGUUCCAUUAUUUCAAGGAGGAUGAAGAUGUGAACCCAUCAGAAUCCAGUCCAAACAUCAGUAAUCCUGUAUAUGACUCUUUCCCUGCCACAAAAGAACAAACUCCAACGGUCAGCGAGUCAAAUGAAGAAGACAAGCAUCAAGUGAUUUCCAGUGGAUCCUAUGACCUCCUCCAGGACAGCUGAAAUCAGCACAUCCAGCAUAAGCUACGGAAUUAUUUGAAUCCUCUCUGUAGCAGAGCAGUGGGACAUUCUGCUGCAGUUCUCUUUGAGAACAGAAGAGGAUGCUGUGAACUCCAUGUCACGAUGACGGGACAGUGGAACACUAGACUGAGAAAUCAAUCUGAAUCUACUGAGGUUGUGUAUACAUUUUUUUUGGUCAGUCUCACCUAUGACUGACCACCUUUUUUUUUCUUUUUUCUUUUUUUGAACGAGUGAUUAUUUGUAUGUGUAAAUGUUGUGAAUUUGGUUACCAGCAGUCUCUAAAUUCUGUUGUACUACAGGCAUUAAUAAAUGCCCAGCAUACAAUGUUUUAAAUAACUGCCCUGCUUAAAGCACAAAUAAUUAAAUAAAAAGAGAUUAUAAAAAUUGUCAAGGUUGUGAGCUCUAUAUAUCUAUUUUAUGCAUAAUAAGUCUUUUGGGGUUGCAAUCUUUGACACAUUUGACACAUGCUUAAUUAUCCAAAGCACCUUAAAAGUACA